UGUUUUUGUUGUUUUAAUGUUUCUAAUGUUUUUACUGAUGUUUUUGCUGAUGUUUUAAUUGAUGUUUUUGUCAAAUUAUUUUUAUUUAAUUGUUUUCCUUGAUGUUUUUGUUGUUCAAUUUCCGUUCCACAUUUGUUCUCUUCCACAACAUUUUUAAUAAUAAAAUUUUUAUUUUUAAUAUUUAUUAUGUUAAUUGUUGUUUUUAUUGUUUCCCCUUUAUUUUCUUCCCCAUUUAUUUUUGUUGUUUCGCUAUUAUUAUUAUUUUCAAGUGCUGCUGCAACUUUUAUUUCUUCUGGUUUUUGUUUUAAAUUACAAAGUUGUAUUCCUUGUCCUAAUAAUAUUAAAUUAUGUUGUCGUUCCAUUAGUUUUUAA
Meloidogyne enterolobii is the source of this 372-nucleotide messenger RNA. The record is from the annotation of a GenBank genome assembly. Lineage: Eukaryota; Metazoa; Nematoda; Chromadorea; Rhabditida; Meloidogynidae.